AUGCCUACCGACAUUGAACCCGGCCUUCCCAUCGAGCUUUCGACGUUGUCACGCUCCUCGAGGCCUUACGACGAGCUUGGUCCCGGCGACGGAGACCUCACUCUGCGUCCUCCCAGCUAUAGCUCCUCCAACCCCAAUGACCCUUUUCCCUACGUACCGCCAACAUUCGCCAACAUCAACAAACUGGCCCCUGUGCACUAUGAGCUGCUCAAGACACUCGUCUUCCUCAUAUCCUCAAAGACAAUGUCCCUCUCCAAGGAAGUCGAGCACUCUAUGGCACCUAUCCUCUAUCGCGACAUUACCGUCACCAGCCGGCUGUUCAAUGGCGGCAUCAAAGACCAAGGCUGGGGCAGGUCGCGCGAGUGGAUCCAGGAUGCCAAGUGGAGAAAGAUCAAGUACCUCCAACACACCCGUACUCUGAGGAUCUACGACAGGUCUGCGAUGUGGGCUAUCUAUUCCCUAUCGCAACCCUGGCACGAACCAAACAUCACGCAUCUUUUCCCCUAUGUCACCAAAGUCGUAAUUACGGACACUGUCAGGGAUAUGAUUUACGUGUUUGUGGAUGAGGAUGGUGCGGAGAAGGCAUUGGAUUUUCGGUAUAUGCUGGAUGGACUUGGGAAACAGAUGCCCAGGACUUACGAGUUGAUCGAAGAGGGGCCUAAGGAAGAGUCUGAGGAUCAGUCAGGCGGGACUGAGAGAUGGGGUGUUUCUGGAAUCAUUCAUGUAGAUGAUCAUGGGCCCGAAACGAACAAUGGAAACCAUGCCUUGACCCACAACAAUUUGUCUAAUGCCACAUAUAGCCCCAGUCGUAAAGUCCCUCGUCCAUGUGGACGACCAGCUUCAAUCCUUAGCUACUUGGCUACAGCCGCGGCGAUCAUCACACUGAUAAUCGAUGUUUCCCAGAGGAGAUGCUCCUCUCGGUCAAAGUACCUGCCAUGGAUAUACGGGGAAGGGGAAUAUCUCACCAGCUACAACUACACCUCGGGGAACGAGAGCUAUGUUGAACAAGCCACAUCUUCUUUUGAUAUACAUGUAGGCUCGUUCAAGACCUGCGUCCAAGUGUCAUCAGAUGCCUCUUAUGCUCGGCUACCUACCCCGGUGUUGACGGACGAGACCCGAAACUAUCUCGACAUGUCUGACUUUCCGAUCCGCACCGGCGAUGUGAUGGGCUGGAUCAACUUUGUGGCACCUAUCCUCGUCAUGAUGUCGGGCUUCUUCCAGAGUAUGCUCGACUUUAGCUGCCGCGCUCCAACAGUCGGAUUAUUCGACAAGAAACAUCGAGGCAUGCACGUUUUCUUGGUGGUCGGCCAGCUAUUAGGAGUAGCUGCUGCUGCUACCGCGGUGGCCGUGAACACAAAGUACAUGUCUGAUUUGACCAAAGCUCUCAAUCGGGGGAAUGGUAUUUCCUUUCACAUGACCUGGGGAAUUGCCGGAAAGUGCGCAACGAUGAUCAUGCUUGCGGCGAGGACUGUUGCUACAUCCUUCUUACUGCUGUCAAACGUCAAGUGA
This is a messenger RNA of Cryptococcus amylolentus CBS 6039, 1509 nucleotides long. RefSeq lists its product as hypothetical. The record is from RefSeq and is a predicted model, not a curated record. Bases 1 to 1509 code for a protein of 502 amino acids. The transcript is spliced from 6 exons. NCBI's taxonomy places the organism in Eukaryota, Fungi, Basidiomycota, Tremellomycetes, Tremellales, Cryptococcaceae.